AUGCACAUUUUAUUUCCCGCUAUUGGAGUCGGCGUCUAUCUUGUAGCCGUCGACCAGCUUCUGGCCGUUGCAACAUAUGCCAAGAUUGGCAGUGAGCUCAAUGCCUUGAACAACACGAGCUGGAUCGCCACAGCCUUCCAGCCUCUCUACGGCAAGCUCAGCGACAUCUUUGGCCGCAAGGCAUGCCUCCUGUUUGCAUACGCCGUCUUCGGCAUCGGCUGUCUGGGAUGCGGCCUCGCUCAGAGCAUGACGCAGCUCUGCCUCGCCCGAGCGGUCGCCGGAAUCGGUGGCGGAGGCAUGAGCUCCGUCGUGUCGAUUCUCUUUUCUGAUAUUGUGCCGCUGCAGGAGCGCGGUGUCUGGCAGGGCUACAUCAACGUGGUGUAUGCUGCUGGGACGUCGACGGGAGGGCCCCUGGGAGGUCUUUUUGCUGAUUCUCUUGGAUGGCGAUGGUCAUUCAUGAUCCAAGCCCCCUUGUGCCUGAUCGCCUGGGUCUCGGUAUACUUCAUCCUCGACCUCGAGACCCCUUCCAAAGACCACUGGGUGGCCAAGGUCCGCCAGAUCGACUUCCUCGGCGCCCUGACCCUUAUCCUCGCCGUCAUCUGCCUCCUGAUGGGCCUCGACUCCGGCCCCAACCUCGGCUGGUCCAACCGCAUCACCAUCGUCUCCCUCAGCCUCACGCCCGUCCUCUUCGCCCUCUUCCUGCUCGUGGAAAUGCGCAUCGCCAAGCACCCCUUUGCCCCGGGGCACGUCAUCCUCAGCCGCGACCUGCUGCCCUGCUACAUCGCCAACAUGUGCGGCAUGGCCGGCGAGAUGGCCGUCAUGUUCUUCGUGCCGCUGUACUUUCAGGCCGUCGAGGGCCUCAGCGCCACGGCCACCGGCUCCAUGCUCGUGCCCUCGACCAUUGCCGGCAUGUCGGGGUCGCUCGCGGGCGGCUGGGUCAUCAAGCGGACGGGCAAGUUCUACUGGCCGACGGUCGCCAGCUUCGGCGUGCUGUUCUUGUCCAUGAUGCCCCUGGUCGUUUCGGUCUGGCGCCGCUCGCUCUUUGGGGUGAAUGCUGCGUUUGUCGUGUCGGCCGCUGGCAACGGCGGUGGCAUCACCACCAUCCUCAUCGCCCUCCUCGCCAACGCAGCCACCGAGGACUCGGCCGUCGCCAUUGCCUGCUCGUAUCUCUUCCGCUCCCUCGGCUCCAGCGUCGGCGUCGGCAUCAGCUCAGCGGUGCUCCAGCAGGUCCUCCGGGGGCAGCUGGCUUCGCGCAUCGGCAACGACGACGACGCCGGGCAGAUUGAGGAGAAAGUGCGGCAGAGCCUGGACGCGAUCAAGGAGCUGCCGCCGCUGGUGGCGGAACAGGUGCGCUCGAGCUACCGGGUUGCCAUCAUGGCGUCCCUUGCGCCGUCGCUUUGCUUUGGGCUCGUGUGCUUUCUUGCUACGUUUUGGGUCAAGGAGAAGUCUUUGAACAGGAGGUAG
Trichoderma reesei QM6a is the source of this 1464-nucleotide messenger RNA. RefSeq lists its product as uncharacterized. The record is from RefSeq and is a predicted model, not a curated record. NCBI's taxonomy places the organism in Eukaryota, Fungi, Ascomycota, Sordariomycetes, Hypocreales, Hypocreaceae. Gene Ontology annotation, cellular component: fungal-type vacuole membrane. Gene Ontology annotation, biological process: transmembrane transport; basic amino acid transport. Gene Ontology annotation, molecular function: basic amino acid transmembrane transporter activity. The transcript has 5 exons. Bases 1 to 1464 code for a protein of 487 amino acids.